UCCCCAUUGAGCUGUGCGCAUCCUGUGGCCCGCUAUCCUCAGCACUCAAGCCUAAUUUAUUUCAGAGGAGAGACGCGGGCAGGCGGUAGCAGGAGAUAACCAAGAAAUAAUUUCAACAGAUACUUGCAGCCCAUUUUGUUCUGUUGAUAUAUAGAUCUAUAUCCAGAUCUGGGAGGUCAAUUUCAAAGUUAAUUGGAUAAAUAUUAUCAUUGUACCAGCAGUUCGGACAUUUUACUAUUGCCAUUGGGACAUAACGUACAUAAAGUUGAAACUAUGGCGGAUGAUUUAAAUGGAAAGUUGGCACAAGCCUUCAAAUACUACGUUGAAGUCUCGUCAGUUGGCCAGAAUUUAACGGAGGCUGCCAAAAAGGAAAUCAAAGAUAAAGGCAUGAACAAGAUGCUGAAAGAAACGUGUGGUGACCCAGUGGCCAAGGCUUCAGAAGCUCAAGUCUUCCCAAAAUAUUGUGAUAAAAAAACCAAAAAACUCCAUUUGGAUGUAUUUCUUGGAGACUUUCUCGUUGAGCUGGCAGCCACUGUCAUUCAGAACAAAAAGAAGUUGGCAAAGCGACCAGAUUUAACUGAUAGCGAGGUCCUGGCUUUGGCAGCAGAACUGAAAGAGAAAAUAGCAACCAAAGCGGACGCUAAACCUAAGGAGGUCAAAGUCGAUGCAGUUACUGCGAGGUUGACAGAUACCAAGGCUUAUACAGGAACUCACAAAGAACGAUUCGAUGAUUCGGGAAAAGGAAAGGGAAUCGCUGGAAGAAAAAAUCUUGUUGACGAUUCCGGUUACGUCACAGGCUACAAAGGUCAAGGGUCAAGCGAUGAUCAGCAGGGUGCCAGCCCCAGCAAGUGAUGUAUAAAAUAGAAAAACAUCUAACGAACCGCCUUAGAAGCAGCAAACAAUUACAGCUAUAACAUAAACAACUAUAUGGAGCAAUAUCAAACUGACGCAGGGAAUAUAGGCCUAACUCUGAACAUUGUGUUCAUUAUUUGUAGAUAUAAACUCCAUGUGUAAGUGUACUAGGCCAUUUCAUUUUUUUAAAUAUCAUCCAGUGAAUGUGAUUUUUUAAAAAUAUGUCUCAUUAUUUUUGUUUAAAUGUAUAUUUGUUCUAGUUUCAAAGUGUCUACCAAAUGCUGCAGCCUACUUCUAACACUAAGCAUACUUUUAAAAAGUACUUUUGAAAAUUCGAUAAGCUUAUAAUGAUCUCAUAUUCACGUGCAAUGACGUCACCAAACCUCAUUCCAGACUUCAUUUACAUAUUCCUCCACUGGGACCUAAACACAUUGGAUUGUGUAGUUUGAUCGUGUCAAUGUUACUUGGUGUUCCUCUUCUGCUAGUUCGUGUACACAUUUAUAUUCUGCACAUUAUAUUCAUUAUAUUAUAUUCUAGUUGAUUCGACACCCUUUAUUAACACCACAAUGUACAUAAUAGCCCCCAUAUUGAUAUUUUAUUUUAAUUUUGUUUCUUAGUCCAGGGCAGCUUUUCUUUUUUUAAACCAAAGAUUUACUUAUGUCUUCCGUAGAGUUUCUCUCAUGUGUACAUCGACGCUAAGAAAAGCACACACAUAUGUAAAGUUCAUCUUUCCAACAAUGCAAACAAUUUUUUGUAUAGCUAUAAUGGCUAGGCCUAGACAUAUUAGCCCGCAAAGCUGAGUUUCAAUGUAAUUAAAGGCGUGUAAAUAUGGCAUUCAAUACCUUCAUGGAUACCAUGAGGCAGACAUUUCUGAUAUUUCCCCAGUGAUAAUAUAUUUUAUAAGGGUUACAUUUGUCUAAAGGAAUUCGUUUCUAGAUCAGAUCGUCUUAACAAUUAAAUUAUUUGUAGAGAACUAAGAAGUUGUGUACACACACUACAAUCCAUAUAAACCUCGUUUGAUAUAGAUCUUCAUUCCCUCGCUUUUUAUUUUAUUCUUUGACAUUUUGUCUGUUUACAUCGGACGGAAACUGUUACGGUUGACAAGUUCUUAUUUAUUAUUAUGAUUAUUUUUUUACUUUUUUUUUCUCUGAGUAUGUAGAAAGAUAAUUUGGCUUGUCAAUUAAAAGUGUUUAAACCAUAUUUGCUGAACCAGGCUUCAAGAUAUUACUAUGAGAUCACAAUAUACUGCAAAUUGUGAUGGGUCGCAUUACUUCUUUAUUAUUUUAAGUCUGUUGGGCAACCAACUCAGAUGUGCCACUUCAUAACAGUUCAUUGAUAUAAUUAUCUACAAAAUUAUUAUAUAUCUAUUUCCUUAUCAUUUCUAAGUUGUUUUUUUUCUGUCACAAUGUCUUGAAUUUUUUUUUUUAGGAGAUGACUCAAAAAACAAUUAAAUUAAUAUCGCAUAUGAAACAUCUGUCACUGGCCGAUACGUCAGCGGUUCUAAAAAAAGAAAAGAAUGAUCCCUCUUCUUUUCACCAUCAGCUGAACACCCAAGCAUAGUGUAUCUGUUCUAGACUAUACCUUCAACUUUAAGCCUACUUACAGAGCAGGGUUGUUGUAGUAUUUCUUCCACAUAGAUCUAGGGACUAGUUCUACAAAGAAUAAUUACAUUUUUAUUUAAUCAUUAAUAGGAAAACAUAAUGUAGCUUAUUCAUAAUUGACAUUUUUGAGAUUGAUGGGGCAUUUUGCGACACCAAAUUCAUACUAUUUGUCAAGUAUCAAUGUAAUAUUGUUUUAUUUAUUUUAAUAAAUGUCGCCUCUUUGAUAUAUUUCUAAAUGUGUGAAUAGCUUUAAGACUGAGCCAGCUAGGUCAUCAGUGUACAUUUCUCUUAGCCUGUGUGUCUGUUGGAGACAACAAUAUGUACACUUUAAUGUACACUUCAAUAUUUACACUUCAGUAUGUACACUUCAAUAAGCAUUGAGACUACUCUUGUAUCGAUCGUUGUCUAAUUUUAGCUUAAUGAACACAAUUUGUAAACACCAGUCAAGCAUACAUCCUUCAACACAAAACGCGAAAUACUGGCAGGUAGGGGUGAAUUCUCUUUGAGAUAUUAUGGACGCCAUUCUAGUUUGAUUAAUAGAAACAAAUAGAAUUAGAGCCUAACCUGAAAUCGGCGAAAUAUUUAGUAAACUCAAUUUAGAAAUCUUUUAUACACGUUUUUGUAUUUAAAAAUAAAAAUAAUUCUGAAUGCGA
Molecule: messenger RNA, 3106 nt
Organism: Biomphalaria glabrata
Lineage: Eukaryota; Metazoa; Mollusca; Gastropoda; Planorbidae
Product: tubulin polymerization-promoting protein family member 2-like
Exons: 4
Coding region: 274-852 (192 amino acids)
Biological process (GO): microtubule bundle formation; microtubule polymerization; positive regulation of protein polymerization
Cellular component (GO): microtubule
Molecular function (GO): tubulin binding
Source: RefSeq, a predicted model, not a curated record